UUCAUCGAAACAUAUUCUGUUUGAGCAGACGUUGCCGAACAUAUUUGAUUUGAUUUCAUUUUAUUAAUUUUUAGCGAAAAAGAAGAACCGGCCGGAACAGAACGUUAGGGUGAUUCACCCCUUUUUGUUUGUGUACGUGUUCGUUGCCGAGUUUCCCUACGUUGUCGACUUUCUUCAGGUGGGAAAACGCACAUGUGGCUGCGUUUCGUUUGUUAAGUAUUCAUAUUGCAAGCAAAAUAUACAAUCUAUAUUUUGUAAGAAUAUUCGAAACGAAUAUUUAACGAAUAUUCUUAGUUUAUUAGGUUUGAAACGCUCUCUGGCCAUUGCAGCCCCGUUUGAAACUUUUGAAAAAGAAAGAAAAAAAAUCAACCUCUUAGUAAAGGGAACACUAUUCGUUGCUAUUUUUAGUUUUCACUGCAGUGACAAACAAUAAUUUUAAACGGGUAUAAUGACAAUUGACAAUAACUUUAUUGUAAAUUUAUAUAAUAUUAUAUAUAAUAUUAUAAUAAUAUAUAUUAUUUAUAUAUUUAUUAUAAAUAUUGAACGAAUGCAAUAAGGAUGACUCAUGGAAGAAAGAUAAUUUUAAUGCCAAUGUGACUCAAAGCAGAGAUUUUUACUCGAAAAACGUCAUUUACGCGGGCGCAAGUAUUAUAUUAUACGUCCGAGGGCGUUCCGAAAAGGUAGCAUUGAAUUUUUGCUUCUCUUUCGUGCCUUUCUUUUUUAAAAUGUUUUCUAAAAGUUUUAAAAGGAAACCAUUCUCAUGUUUUAUAGAGCUGGUAAUAACUGUCCUCCGAUGAGUUUCUCGUGGGAAAUAUACAAUGCACCGAUUAUUCGGCGAAUCGAUUUUGCAAGGGGAACUUUUACAUUUAAGCGUCUGAAGAAUGAAAAAGUCGAUCGAUAUUAUCCAACGUGCAAUGACCAUUUCACACACAGUAGUUAAAUUUAACAAAGGAUCGCCGUGUCGAGACACCGCUGCACCGCUGUCUAGGAAAUUUUGCAUUAAAAACAAAAUGACAAAACCUUUUUAGUUAACCUGCAGAAUCUCAUUAGCUUAGACGUAUGUUAAUUGCAGCAAUUGGACAAUAGCAACAAUAAUAUAAUAGGUAGACUAUACGUAGCGAGUAAGGUAAAGUAGCAAUUAUUUGUUAAUCUUUUAAUCUUGAAAAGUCUUUGUAAAAGUUUUUAAAUACCGUAACAGUUCUUUGAAAAACAUACUUUCUUCUUCAUCAUAGGCAGCAGAUUUACCUUGUGAAAAAUAAUUUCGAGUGGGAGAGGCAGAGCUUCACACAUUCAUUGUGACGAAUAAUUGUCGGAGAAUCAAGAUUCAUUCUCCUCUAGUAAGCUAGUAGUAAAGAAAAAAAAAAAAUCUUAAUUAUUUCAUAAUGCGGUACGUACUGUAGCAUAUAUUCACGUUUAAAACACAUAUCAUCCUAAAUCUUUCCCCUUAAGUGUAUUCCUUAACGUACGAGAGGGAGAAAGGAAAAAAAGAAGAAGGAUCUGUAAUUACCAGCGUGUCCAUUGCAUUUCAACCUCUCCAAUCGAAGCGACGGGGAAAAGAUAACGUGGCAUAUCAUGGAAGAAAAAGAGUUUCAGAAGUAACGUCACAAAUGAAUUUAUUAUCCUCUCUCUUACAUAUCUCGCCGGCAUAAACAUUGUAUUCCCGAGCUGCGCCAAACGACUGCGUCCUAGUCGGCCAAUUGCGAAGGGUUUCCCUAAUAAGAACUUUUCUAGAAGUGGGAAUACGAGCGUAUGUGUAAGAUUACUUGGUUUCUGGCUUCACUUUUCGCGCGACGACUGUCUCGACGUCCAUACACUUUGCGACAUGUGCCAGCCGGAGUAGUUCGGUUUCACUCUCGACCAAAAAGAAAAAAAAAAAAAAAGAACAUUCAACGACUGUUUUUUCUUUAAUUUUCGAAAUUCUCCACAUUUCGCACGAAAUUCUCGAUUUCGAUUUCCAAUGAUUUUCAAUCGUUUGCUCGUUUAUUUUCAGUUUCUCCAAAGAGGAUAUCAUUGCACGUGCACUCAAACACACGCAACAUCAUCGCUGCUUCUCUUCGUUUAGUUUUUCACGGAAUUCCGGGCAAAAGAAUUGACGAAAGAGUUUCUUUUCUUUUUUUUUUUUUUGUACUUAUCGAGACUUCGGGAGAUAUAUAAGACUACGCGAGACUACUCUUCACAUUAUGCUCGGUUUUUUAUUUCUCGUUUCUUGAAUUUGAAUAUUUCUUUUUUCAAAUACGGCGAAUUAUGUCACGUACAGUCUUCUUUUUUUGUUUUUAAAUAGUAAUUUUAUUGAACGUGAACGAAGACAGUGGAAGACACUUUGUGACCCGCAAAUGGCAUCGUUUCUUAUUGUGACAAUGUUGGUGCGUGCGUGUUUAUAAAAAAGAUAUCUGCAUAUCGAUAAAAGGGAAAUAUAUAUGAUAUUUAACAAUUGCUUAACGCUGCCUAAUCAUGAUUGAUCGUACAAGAACUUGACGAAGUGAAAGACCGAGUAAAAUAUCACCACGUGCUCAGUUUUUACGAAGAAUUAAGCAUGUGCUGAAAAUGUAAUACUAUUAUAUUACAUUGAAACAACGACAUUUUAAUAUGUAUAAUAAAGCGAUUUUGCUCCGAACGUGCCAAAGGGAAAACUAAUUCGUCUCGCGUAAAGACAGAAGAGUAUCUUCGUGCCUUUUAAAAAUUAUUUUUAUAUUUUUCUUUCUUUUCACAAAGAUCUAUAUUUUACGCUCGAUAAUAUUUCCAAGAGUGCUUCGCAUUUUCUCUUUAGAAAUUACCCUCGCAGAAAUAUACUUUUCACGAAGUGAAAUCGAAUUCGCUCGAAUCUGUUUUGUGUUUUGUGUCUGUAUAAGGGUACGAAGAAAAAAAAUGCGUAAUUUCUAUAUUUAAUUCGAAUAUAUACAGAACAAUUUGGCACAGAAAUGACGCACAGAAACAUGAGAACUUCGUGACAUUUGACAGAAGGGAAAUCGAAAUAUAAUACCUUAUACAUUUCGCUAAUAUUACUCGAUAAAAGUUUCACGAUGCAUCCUGAGUCGUGCACCAGACGUAAGAAAGUGGAUGCGAUUCACAUGAAAUAUAAAUCGCGCUAGCUUCGGUAAAAAAAAAAGAACUUUCAUUUCGAACAUUUUUAUCGUUUCUGUCGCGGUUCAAGUUCAACGUCUUGUAACUUCCGAACGUACUAUGUUUUAAGAAUAUGUUUUAAGAAUAUAUUCAUGAUCGAAGAACCAAGCGCGAAAUAUCUUUGAAAAAAAAAAAAAAAAGAAAAAAAAAGCAGCUGCCAAUUUUAAUCUUUCAUCGACACGAAUCGAUAAAAGCGCGAAGAACCUACUUCGCUUCUCGCGCUAUCUCCGAACAAAAUCAUUACAUACUACCUCCUACGACUUACGUCAGAAAAGAGAGAGAGAGAGAGAGAGAAAGAGAUAGAGAGAGAAAAAAAAUGAAAGAACUUGGUAAUUGCAAAUCGAAUGAUUCGCGGAAAAAACCGAGAGGAAAAUCGAAGAAGCAGAAGCCGACGUUUAAAUUAUUCACGAAGGCUAGCUGGCCGAAGGUAAUGAUAUCUCGCGACAGUAUUAUUUACAAGAAGAUCAAAGAUUCUUCUGGCGAUCCAAGCUUGUCGUUUCUUCACGAAUCCUCGAGCAAGCUGCACGACAAGGAAGAGAAAGAUGGCUGCCGCGUGCAACAUUUGUAUUGCGAGGGGAAUGCGGCGAGUUUCGAGGAGGAGCAGAAUGUAUGUUUGAUAAGCAGCUCCGACGAGGUUCGAGAAAGUCGGAAAUCGUACGAAGAACGUUUGAGAGGGAACGAGGAGGAGGUCUCGAAGAAGAAGAAGAAGAUCGACGAGGAUAAUUUCGAAUGCACUCCGGGUGUGGAGGAAGAGGAGAGCGUGAUCUCCGCCACGCGCGAUCAACAGAAGCCUAUUUUCGUUGACUUGACAGCCGAUGAGAAAAACACGUGGAAACAAACGAUAUUGAAACGAUUCUGUGACGUAAAGACGGACACGGUUAACGAAGCGGAAGGGGAGAAUCGCGCUACGAAUAUUGUAUUAGAACCUCGAAUCGUAAUAGCUGAUAAUCCGAGCAAAUUAAGUUGCAAUGGAAACGGCAGUUUAGCAACCGCCUUGCGAGAUCGUGGACCGUGUUUGAUCCCGGUGCAACCGAAUCGUUCGUUACCUAUACUCCCGGCACCAUCAAUACCGACGAGAUUCUUUCGAAAAGAUUCGUCAGCCGUUCUGGUCCAACCGGCCAGAACCACUGCGGACGUAGAAUCAAUGAAAUCGAUCGGCGCGUUGCCGAACGAGGAGUUGAUCGAAAAGGACGUUGAUCCCGAGGCGCGGAUGUCGUCGACGAAGGACGCGAUGAAUUACGUCGUCCCGCAAAUCUCGAACGUCGAGAGCCUCAGCGCGAUAAAGAGGAGGGGCAACAACGACGCGGAACAGAGCGAGAAGAACAACGCGAAAGAGAACAGGAAGAAGAAGAAAUCGCAGCAGGAAGCAAAUGGCAGCCAGAGCAAAGGGAAAUGCGCGGAGGGCUCGAUCAAGGAGUUCCUGACAAACUUCUGUGGCUCGAACGCGACCGAGGGCAUACAGAACCUUUGCACGGAGAAGUGCGUGAGAGCUGCCUCGACGACGAAAGAGGACGAGAGAAGCGGGAACAAGUUGGUACCACCGCUGAAACUGAAGAAGGUCCUCCAUACGGAAACAGAGGGGUACAACGACUCUCAAAUCGUCACGAGAGUGGAACACGAGUCGAACUACAGGAUCAUCACGGACGGAACGUCUCAGUCGCCGUUCAGUCUGAGUGCCGGCAACUGGGACGACAUACUGUACGAAAAGGACGCGGACUUCACCGCGUUGAACACCGACAGCUUCAAGCUGAAGUAUCGGCGAAACCGAUUGAAGCAAAAGCUUCGCGAAUUACGGGGCAAAGCUAUGGAUCUAGCCAAAGAAAUGGCGAGCGACUUGAACUCUCAGGAGAGUACCAGACUGAGGCAAGUGAUGAACCGUUACGAAAAGCAAAUAGAGAACCUGUCGAAAUUACAUAACAAAUUGUCCGCAGCCCUCUCGAUCUCUAAAGAAGCGAUCGAUGUAAAUAACGAUAGCACGAACCCCUCUGAUAACAACUAUCCGCGCGUAAGCUUAAACAAAAGGAAAACAGAUUUCCAAACGAAUGACAGUUCUCCGGUGUCGUCACCCGAGCCGCCUAAAUUGUCGCCACGAUCGUCUCUAGAUAUCAUUCUGCCGGAGGAGGUUCGAAACAGCCCGCCAAUUUUACCACUAUGCCUGACGAUCUCGUCGAGUCAGGACUCGGUGGAAGAGGAGUUGCAAGCCGCCGAGAGGAAAGUUUGGCCGGUGAACGAAGAACUGAUGAAACCGACGUUCCCUACGGAUCCGCUUGCUGGGAAUUUGACCGAUUCUGUGAACAAAGGACCUCCAGAUAUCGAGAAACACGCACGCGCCACGCCUGUGCUUCAUGUCGACGUGGAAAGUUCCGACUUCGGUGCGAACAAGAGAGAUUUCAAUUACUCGAACAAGAUUGCUCAAUUGCCAGAGAACAACGUGCGCGCGGCACGGGAGAAGAGCAAUGAGAAGAGCAAACCGAUCGACGAGUUCCCUCGCAGUCAGCGUCAAUUUAUGAUCCAAGAACCGGAUAAGAUCAAGCGUCCUGGAUUUGCCGAUGCCGAGUCGGUAAUAAGUUCCGCGACUGAUGGCGUGGAGGUGUCAACGACUAUUCAAAAGAACGAAACGUUCGAGUCGAUACCUGGCAAGCAGCUUCCUCCGUUGAGAGAGCAGACGGUGCAAUCUAACUUUUACAGAUCCAAUCAGGAGGAGAUGUCGUUCGCGAAAGCAGCUCACGAGAACAGCAUGAACGCGCAGAAGGUUUCGUCAAGUUCCGGUCAAUCAAACCAAUUUAAUCCUCUACGAACGAUGUUGAAUCAGGAACAAUUCACAUUGCGGCAGAACUAUAAAGGAGAAGAAAUUUCGAGCGAUUCUGUGCAGAGGAACAGUGGGAAUCAUUCUAUAACCGAACAAUUUCCUACACUUGGCAACUGGUUGGCUCGAAUGUCGAAAAAGCAAUCCUCGAUGGCCAAGCCCAAAUUACACGUCGCAGAAAACGUGCCGCUGGUACCGACAGAAAAUGUCACACGUCAAAUUCCUGGAACUGAGAAACCAAAGAUUAUUGGAUCUAAUAUCAAUCAUAUAAUGAAUGCAACACCCCAACGUGGUACAGAGAAAUGGCAAUAUCAUCAUCAGCAACAGCAACUGCAACACGUCGCGUCAUCCGUGACUCUUUCGCAACCUGUUGCAGCAGUUCCUCCUUUGCGACCGGGCAUUUGUCCACCACUUCCCAUGACACAAUUUUAUCCAAAUAAUUACGCUAUUGAUCCUUACAACGGUGCUGCCUUAAAUUAUCAUCCAGCAAUUUACCCUUACGGUCCUUAUCCGUAUCACCCACGGUUACAUACCGGUUCCUUGCCACUUCAUUUUCCCACGCAAGAAAGCCUACGAUCCAUGCAACAUACAGAUAAACGUUUUCCUUUACUACAAGAUCCAAUUGUGAGGUAUCCCUCGCCGUCGACGAGCACUCUGCAGCAUCCGAGUAAUUUGGAGUUUGAUCGUCUUCGUGGAAACACUACCAACAACAACAUUGCAGGUGCAACAACCUGUUUACCGUCGUUGUUCCUAUCACCGCCGUCUUUAUCUACUUCACAUCAGGCUCUGCCUCGUAAUCCUUUAAUUAGCUAUCCAACAAAUAAUCAGUUCUCUCAGAACAGAAUGAUACCGGAUGUUGUUGCUGCAGCAGCAGCCGCUGCUGUUGUCGCUGCUGCUUCCUUUGAUCGGCAACGAGAUACGCUGACUUACAACAGGUCGGAAACGGAAGCCUUAUCGUCCGCAAGUAUUCCAAACGUUAUUGAUAGAGAACCAUCUCACGUACCGGGCGCUACGAAAUCAAUUAUUAAUCGUAACGUAACCAAUCAAACACAAGACAAUAAUUUCAAUGAGGAAAGCCACGAGAACACCAAGUAUCAACAAAUGCAAAAUUUUUUAUUCGAUCGACUGGCACUUGUGAAAACUACGGAUAAUUUUGUGCCGACAAAUUCAGUUAUUGGCAAUGAUGGGCGAUCGAUGACGUCUAUUGUUUCAGCGGCGCAAUAUCGAAUGCCAGUAAUUUCUUCGUACGCACAAUUAUCGAAAAACGUACCAGUAACGGAAAUUAGAAAUUGCGAGACGCCCCAUCUAGGUAAAGUGAAUCGCAGUCCGAACAGCUUGCAUAAUUUCACAUGCUCAAAUUGUGGUAUUAUAGGACCAAAAUUUAAAUGUUUAGGAUGUGAAAUGGCUUUUUAUUGUGAUGAACGGUGCCAAGAGAAACAUUGGGAUAUUCACGUACAAAGAUGUCCAAAGAAAAUGCCAAAAUUAAAAAAGGUCAUUUAAAAUUAAUCAUUCUAAGAGUAUCAUGAAAUUCAAAACAUCGCUUUGAUGCACAAAAUAUAUUUUAUGUGGAUUAUAAAUAAUUAAUAUAAAAGAUAUUUUUGUAUAAUCUUUUCAUACAAAAGUCAACCCAGUUUUGAAAUAUAAUAUUACAUAAUAACAUAGUAAUAUAAAAGUAAUAUAGUAAUAACAGUAAUAACAAGAAAAAUGUUCAACAUUUUAUAAUAUAACUUUUUAUGCAAUAAGACUGGUAUGUUACUUCAUAUCAUACACACAAUAUGAUAAAGCACUACUACAUUUACAUAUGUGCCUAAUAUAUAUUUAAUAAAAAAAAUAUGCCUU
Frieseomelitta varia is the source of this 7765-nucleotide messenger RNA. RefSeq lists its product as uncharacterized. The transcript has 7 exons. The coding region runs from base 3437 to 7426 and encodes 1329 amino acids. The record is from RefSeq and is a predicted model, not a curated record. Lineage: Eukaryota; Metazoa; Arthropoda; Insecta; Hymenoptera; Apidae.